AUUGCGCCACCGCCGGCCAUGCAUGGCUACCUCCCCUCCCCACCACCUUCCUCUGUCCUCUCGCGUCACAUGGCCAGUCCAGUGCACAGCUGACCAUCCAUUCAAUGCUACGCAGCUUUCCAGCAGCUAUAUAACGCGCUAGCCGGCUGCAGACAUUGGAGACCCAAGCUUCUUCUUCAGUAAGCUCGUAGCCAGCCAGCCAGCCUAGCCAUGGGGAGAAGGGGGAGUGGAGUGAUGGGGAGCAAGGCUGUGGCGCUUGCGCUGCUGCUCUGCCUGAGCAGCGCGGCGGUGGGCGCAUGGGCGAGGCCCGUCGCGAACAAGGGGAAGCACGCCGCCGACGAGAAGUUCCUGUUGCUGAAGAAGCACUUCGGCAAGGGACUUGGAGGUGGCCUUGGGAAGGGUGGUGGGCUCGGUGGAGGUGGCGGUGGCGGCUACGGUGGUGGAGGAGGGCUCGGUGGCGGUGGCGGCUACGGUGGUGGUGGAGGACUAGGUGGUGGGGCUGGCCAUGGUGUCGGUGGAGGUCUUGGUGGUGGGUUUGGCAAAGGAGGAGGGCUUGGCGGCGGGUUUGGUAAGGGUGGUGGACUCGGCGGUGGUAUUGGUAAAGGUGGUGGUCUUGGUGGUGGAAUAGGCCAUGGCAUUGGUGGUGGUUUUGGUAAAGGUGGAGGACUCGGUGGUGGUGCCGGUGGCGGGUAUGGCAAUGGUGGUGGUCUCGGAAAUGGCGGCGGGCUCGGAGGCGGCAUCAGCCAUGGACUCGGUGGUGGCAUCGGAAAGGGUGGGGGUCUCGGUGGCGGCUUUGGCAAAGGUGCUGGACUAGGCGGCGGCUUUGGCGGUGGAGGCGGCGGAGGUGGUGGUGGCGGUGGUGGCGGCGGUUUUGGCGGAGGCUUUGGCAAGGGAGGUGGGUUUGGUUUCGGGAUCGGCAAAGGUGGCGGUGGCGGGAUCGGCGGCGGCCACUGAUGUUGUAGUAUGUACGUUUGGCUCAGCUCUGUUCUGCUGAGCGCCGUUGGUCAUCAUAGUAUUCUGUCGAUGUGAGCAGUACGUGUGAUGAAAGAGAUUUUCCCUUGUAGAAACUCACCACCAGCAUUUUCGUGUGUCUCGUUCUGCUCUCUGUGGGAGAGAUAUUCUCGCGCAUGUACGUUGGUGAUGGUAAUAUAUGAGUAUCUUGCAUUACUUGGUCCA
Messenger RNA from Triticum dicoccoides, 1176 nucleotides. Its product is annotated as glycine-rich cell wall structural protein 1-like. The transcript has 2 exons. The record is from RefSeq and is a predicted model, not a curated record. NCBI's taxonomy places the organism in Eukaryota, Viridiplantae, Streptophyta, Magnoliopsida, Poales, Poaceae. Bases 211 to 954 code for a protein of 247 amino acids.